AUGUUACUAAAUUUCAAAAAGGUCACAUUGGUCAUUGGUUUAUCCUUAACUGUCAUUGUCAUCUGCAGUGUCCUGUACGUGUUCACUGUUGGAUGGGAACAACAAAAUAACGACGUCGUUGGACCAGGGCGAUUUUCUGAUCCAUCACUCAAAUUCGUCAGCGUACUGGUCCGUCAUGGAAAUAGAGCACCAAUGAUAAAAUACAAAACAGACCCACACAAGAAUGCUUUUCCAGAAGGAAUAAUGGAAUUAACGAAAAAAGGAAAGUACAAUAUGUACAAAAAAGGACAGUUGUUUCGACGCUUAUAUAAUGGGUCUAAGUGA
Messenger RNA from Macrosiphum euphorbiae (potato aphid), 324 nucleotides. NCBI's taxonomy places the organism in Eukaryota, Metazoa, Arthropoda, Insecta, Hemiptera, Aphididae. The record is from the annotation of a GenBank genome assembly.